Messenger RNA from Nicotiana attenuata, 921 nucleotides. Its product is annotated as non-specific lipid-transfer protein-like protein At5g64080. The transcript is spliced from 4 exons. Lineage: Eukaryota; Viridiplantae; Streptophyta; Magnoliopsida; Solanales; Solanaceae. The record is from RefSeq and is a predicted model, not a curated record. The coding region runs from base 52 to 768 and encodes 238 amino acids.
UCUUUAAAAUCUCAUACAAAAAGGGAAGAAAAAAAAAAGGAACUACACCUAAUGGAAGGAUUCAAAUUCUUGAAUGAUUUUCGUCGAUUGGUACCGUUUUUGGCUAUUGUUUUGAUGAUUUUUAGCAUCAAAGUUUCUGGGCAAAUUAGUACAGCAUGUAGCGCUGCAAUGCUACGUAGCUUUAACCCUUGUAUAAACUUCAUGAGCAAUGGUGGUUCAGGUUCACCAACUUCAGCUUGUUGUCAAUCUCUCAAGGAACUUACAAGCAGUGGCAAAGAUUGCCUCUGCCUUAUUGUAACUGGAAAUGUUCCUUUUAAAGUACCAAACAGAAAUUGGGCAAUUACCCUCCCCAAAGCUUGUAACAACGGUGGUGUUCCCAUCGAAUGCAAAGGUUCUGCUACCCCUCUUCCAGCUCCAGGUCCAGCUGCCUUAGUACCAUCAGGGUCUCCAAGAUCAUUUCGAAAUCCUAGGUCACCUGCAGCUCCUAGCCCUGAAGGUGACGAUAUCCCUGAGCCGUUCAAUCCUCCUUUGGGACCAGUGGGUGAUACAACACCAGACUUAACACCACCAUCUCCAUCAGGCGGCAGCUUGGGAAAUCCUUACAAUGGUUUCACACCGCCAUCUACAACAAACGGUGGGUUAGGAAAUCCUGAUACAAGUUCAGGAUUCAAGCCUGAUUUGACUCCUUCCUCUUCCCCGAAUUCGCAGAAACUUUCAGUAUUUGUACUUCUAGCAGCCUGUGGAGCAAUUGCGUUGAAGUUAUACUGAAUUGAUUCACCCCCACUCCCUUCUCGCCUUUUAAGAUGUACUCGUAGUUUAUGAACAUUGUUUUACAUUGGAUAACAGAUUGCAAAUAUUAUUUGUUGUUUCCUUUUAAUCAAGUUGUACUGCAGUAUAAUGAAAAUUUUGGGAUUCUAGAAA